Molecule: messenger RNA, 4818 nt
Organism: Talpa occidentalis (Iberian mole)
Lineage: Eukaryota; Metazoa; Chordata; Mammalia; Eulipotyphla; Talpidae
Gene: TBC1D20
Product: TBC1 domain family member 20
Exons: 8
Coding region: 105-1316 (403 amino acids)
Biological process (GO): positive regulation of GTPase activity; endoplasmic reticulum to Golgi vesicle-mediated transport
Cellular component (GO): endoplasmic reticulum membrane
Molecular function (GO): GTPase activator activity
Source: RefSeq, a predicted model, not a curated record
GAGCCUGCCCGGCGGUGCCGGCGCUGGGCUCCGCGGCCGCAGCCUCGUCUUCUCUCGGCUCCUCCACCUGCCGGGGCUCGGGCCUGAGCCCGGGCCCCCGGAGCAUGGGUCUCCGGAGUGCUCAGGACGACGCCUCCACGUCCAGCGGCUGGACCCGAGACGCGCAGAAAGCAGACUUUAAUGCCAAAAGAAAGAAGAAAGUAGCAGAUAUAAACCAGGCUCUGAACAGUGAUCCCACAGAUGUGGCUGCCCUUAGGCGCAUGGCUAUCAGUGAGGGCGGGCUCCUGACUGAUGAGAUCAGGCAAAAAGUAUGGCCCAAGCUCCUCAAUGUCAACACCAAUGACCCACCUCUUAUAUCAGGAAAGAAUCUACGACAGAUGAGCAAGGACUACCAACAAGUGCUACUGGACGUCAGGCGGUCUUUACGGCGGUUCCCUCCUGGCAUGCCAGAUGAAGAGAGAGAAGGACUCCAGGAAGAACUGAUUGAUAUCAUCCUCCUCAUCUUGGAGCGCAACCCUCAGCUGCACUACUACCAGGGUUACCAUGACAUCGUGGUGACAUUUCUACUGGUAGUAGGCGAGAGACUGGCAACAUCCCUGGUAGAAAAAUUAUCUACCCACCAUCUAAGGGAUUUCAUGGACCCAACAAUGGACAACACCAGGCAUAUAUUAAACUAUAUGAUGCCCAUCAUUGACCAGGUGAAUCCAGAACUCCAUGACUUCAUGCAGAGUGCUGAAGUGGGGACCAUCUUUGCCCUCAGCUGGCUCAUCACCUGGUUUGGGCACGUCCUGUCUGACUUCAGGCAUGUAGUGCGGUUAUACGACUUCUUCCUGGCCUGCCACCCGCUGAUGCCCAUUUACUUUGCAGCUGUGAUCGUGUUGUAUCGAGAGCAGGAAGUCCUGGAUUGUGACUGUGACAUGGCCUCGGUCCACCACCUGUUAUCCCAGAUUCCUCAGGACCUGCCCUAUGAGACGCUGAUCAGUAGAGCAGGAGACCUCUUUGUUCAGUUUCCCCCAUCUGAACUUGCCCGGGAGGCAGCUGCCCAACAGGAAGCCAAGAAAACAGCUGCUUCUACCUUCAAAGACUUUGAGCUGGCAUCAGCCCAGCAGAGGCCUGACAUGGUGCUGCGGCAGCGGUUUCAGGGACUUCUGCGACCUGAGGAUCGAACAAAAGAUGUCCUGACUAAACCAAGGACCAACCGUUUCGUGAAGCUGGCAGUGAUGGGGCUGACGGUGGCGCUGGGAGCAGCUGCUCUGGCUGUGGUGAAAAGUGCUCUGGAGUGGGCCCCGAAGUUCCAACUACAGCUGUUUCCCUAAAUGCCAGAAAAGACACUUCCUCUUACAUUGCAUUAAGGUCUCACCCUUCCAUGCAAGGAUUGGGAGGGGGUAGAAUUUCCUUUAUUAAAAGGGUUUCUGUCAAGGGUUUUCUAUUCCUACCACCCUUCCCUGUCGGGCUAUGGUUUGCCUUUGCUUCAGAGGCCAAUAGCAGAGCCUGCCUGACAGUAGGCACUUGGGGGUGUGUGGGCAUAUAACUUCUUCCUCCCUGACAGUGGGCUCUCCCCUAUCUCCUCUUGUGUUGGAGGAAUAGCUUCCAGAAGCCUUUGGUACCCAUUGGGCCGGGUAACUGGGGAACUUCUUAACUGCCCAGCAGUUAGUAAGCUGGACCGUGAGUGCCCUCCUCUCAGCUCCUCGCGUUCUGUCUGCUUCAGCUGGACAGAGAAGGGAAGAGCCGCUGCUAAAGAAGUCAGACCUUGAAAAGAAAGCAAGAGGGCCAAGGAUGUUAGCCUGGGAACAAGAUUAGCCUCACUUUAGAGCAGCUGUAUUCCUGGUCAGAAAUCAAAGCAACAGAUGUAAACUAGGUUACUAGGUAAAUCCUACGUAUGUUCAGCCUAGAAGUCACUGGGCGUUUCCAGUGAAGCAGGAAGGAGUAUUAGUUUUUAGGGCCCAGACAUAGACUAGUUUUGCCUGCUUAUUUAUUUUUGUUCCCUAUUCUUUUCUGCAAACCAUACAGUGUUGCUUAUAAAAGACAUUUUUAUUGCUAGUUUUUAGAAUAACAUAUACCCAACAUAUAAAUAGUAAAUAAUAGUUCCUUCUUGAAAAAAUGAUAGUUCUCACAGAAGGAUGAGCUUCUAAGAUUCCAAAGUUUUCUUUCUAUUGAAUUAUUUCACGUCUCACAGGACCCAGAGUUGCUAUCCGUAAACUCCACUCCCCAGGCACCCCUUGUCGUCCAGCUUUCCUUCCUCACUGUUUUCUUCACAUCAUCCCUCUACUCCUAUGCAGGUACCCAUUCACUCUUUCUCAGCUUUGUUUUUCUUGGGCUUGAUUGAUUUCUUUAUGGCUAGUCUCUCCUUCCUAGUUGGAAAUGUCAUGGGAACUUGUCCGAAUGGGACAGACUGCCGCCUGCAGAGCAUGGUAGACGCCUGGAACAGCCAGCCCCGCUGUCCCACGCUUCCCGGGGACGCUGCAGGCUUCGGGGAACAAGACAGAUCAUUCAGUCCUUCUGGGACUUUUCUUGUAAGCAAAGCCAGGUUUGCUUUAGAUUAAAUCUGGCUUGAAAAAAGUGCCUUUUGCUGCUUUAAAGAAUUGGGGCGUAUAGUAUGAAGCAGCCAUGUACUUUUAUUUUCCUGGUCUCUCUCGGGCACUGUUCUCUCUUGGUAGAUAAGUUUUCUUAAGGUGAACAUGCCAGAAGCACUCCACCCAUCAUACCCAAACCUCCACAGCCUUUCCACGUGCCCACCAUAUGCAGAGUGUAGUUAGCGUGCCAGGCAGCUGGUUAGCCCGGAGCAGUUAGAGGUAUCUAUGCCAAGUUACAUUAAGCACUUUAAAACCAAAAAUAGCUCCAAAUAAUGGGUCAUUCUCCACAGCAGGAGUGCCACCUGGGGUGGUUAUGAUGUGGAUGGAUUCAUCUAGAAAAUGGUAGAUUCAUUAAGACAAAGGAAAUUCUCCCAGGAUUCACAGGUGAUGUUAUGACAGGUAUUCCCAUUCUUCUCCCACAGCACGGGCGUCCUCUUGUCAUCUGUACACAUGGACAAUCGCUCUGGCCCCGCCUGCCACGGGCGCUCGGCCUGUCUGUAAACACUGAAGGAACUGAUGGGAAAGAGGAAAGGAGGUGUGUGUGAUAGGGCCCCAGAGCCACAGCUGUUUAGAUCCCAUGAAGGAAGUAGCAUUUGCUUCUGUUGUGGCCUAAGGAGAAAGUUCAUUUUGUUUUACAGCUUUGCUGACAUCAGAAUUCUCCUCUGCCAGUGAGAAAAGAAGCAUUCUCUUUUACCUUCAGGUGGUUUACUAUUCUGUAAAGAAUAUGUGUAAAUAUUUUGUACAGAGCCCUGUAUGAAAUAAACAGCCAUAUGUGGUUACUAAUCUCUUCUGUCCUUGUCCUCCCCUUGCUGGGUGUGAACUCUGCUCUUUAGACAUCUGGCCUAGCUGCUUCCCCGCCUGUCCACCCCGACCCAGGACUGCUGUGGUCUGGGCUCUUGGUUGGCCUUAAUCUGCCUGGAGAGCUUGGGCAAGUCUUGCAGUCCUGUUUCUACUUCAUCUGCGCAAUUUAUGACCUGUGCACUCCUGCUGCUGCCUGAGCGCGCUGGCCAUGGGCACACGAGGUGGUGUGUAUAGUAGUCUGAGUGACCUUGACUUUUUCACACGCCGUUCUGGAAAUGCCUUCCGCUGUGAAGGCUGAAAGGAAGAGUACACCACGGGCUUUGCCAGAUGCAGCCAAGAGGUGGUCUCUGUCCUGUUGCUGUCCUACAUCCCGUCUGUUUUCUGCUGGUGGUUCCUGCUGCCUUUCCCCCCAUCCUCACAGAGGCCCUUUCACUCACUAAGAGUCUUUUCUCCAGAUUUACUUAUGGUUGGAGUUUGCCCAGCCGUCUGUGAGCAGACAAGAUCAUGGGCUCGCCUCCAACUCCCUGCUUUUUAAGCGAGUGGCUUUUGUGCCAGGCCCAAACUCUAGAGGAAAUCACGUGUUAGCUCUGGCAUGGCUGGGGGACCCAUCCUCCACUUCUGCCCUUGCCACCAGCAGCUGCUCUUCAAGCAGGGGCCUUCCGUCACCUUCCCCUGCUCUCCCUGCAUUGGUGACAAGGUUGUGGCACAAAAUAUAUUUGCAACCACCUGCUUCUUCCUUGGGUAGGUGGUUUUGAAUUCCAGGCCCCUUAGCACAAGCUGUGGGGUAAGACCAGCUCUUGUGCACCUGGCAAUCGAAGCUGCUUGCAGACAGUGCAAGUGGCAGUGGGGGAUGGGCAAUUUACUGCCCACCACCGGAGGCCCCACUGGGACUCUGGCUGCAGGCAGAGGCCAACAGUGAUGGUGGGUGACUGGUUCCUUUACCAUGCUGCCCCAGGGCAUGCAGCCCCAGUGGGGCUGCAGAGCUAAGGCUGCCCUCUGGCCAGCACAAGCUGUGGCAUAGAAAGCAACUGCUAGCCCCACCCCCUGGUUCAGGGCUGCAGGGAGGAGGUUGGGGCCCUACUGGGACAGCUCCACCCCUGUGGCUGCACCCAGCUGCGGGCAGUAGAGAGACCAGUGGGACCAAGCACGUGCAAGCUGUGAGCUGAUUGAUGGGGGCCAAUCAGACCUGUGGGUGGGGCACCCUGAAAGAGGUUAUAAGGCAGGUGAGGAGCCAGCUUAGCACUCACUCUGCUCCUGAGAAAGACUUCCUGGCCUCCGAAGAAGCAUCCAGCAGUCGACAAGCAGCAGGCCCUCGUUGAAGGGACGGCGCCAUCCUGAACGGGUGGCGUUUCUGGACACUGCAUACUAUCCGGGUGAGACAGCUGGCCACGUGUGGCCUUAGAAACUGCUUCCCAUUUGUUAACUAAAGCCCGUUGUUGGGCCU